AUGCCCUCCGCUCUGGUCACAGGCGCCACGGGCCUGCUGGGCCGACAAGUCUACAAGGCUUUCACCGACGCCGGCUGGCAGACGACAGGGACAGGCUUCAGUCGGGCGUCGGGGCCGAUUCGCAAGCUGGACAUCCAGGACGAAGAGGCUGUUCGGCAGCUGGUAGAUGAGGUCAAACCUCAAGUCAUCGUCCACUGCGCCGCAGAUAGACAGCCGGACUCAUGCACCAAGAACCCCGAAGCGGCGCACCGGCUGAACGUGACGGCGACGGCGCACCUGGCCCAGCUCGCCGCCGAACACGGCUCGUUCCUCAUCUACAUCUCGACAGACUACGUGUUCCCCGGCGUGGCGGGCCACGCUCCCUACAAAGCGACCGACAAGCCCCAGCCGACCAAUGUUUACGGCCAGACGAAACUGGACGGCGAAAAGGCCGUGCUGGCAGCAUAUCCAUCCCCGCACUCCUCAGUCGUCCUGCGCGUGCCCGUGCUGUAUGGACCGGCGGAACAGAACAAAGAGAGCGCGGUCAACAUCCUAAUGGAUGCCUUGUAUAAAUCCCAGACCGAGAAGGUCAAAAUGGACGAUUGGGCCAUCCGCUACCCGACCAACGUGGAGGACGUGGCCAGGGUGUGUGUCGACAUUGCGAAAUACUACACUGCCGCGGCCGCCGCCGCCACCACUAAACAAGAGGGCCUUCCGCGCAUCCUGCACAUCACCAGUGAAGACCGCAUGACCAAGUACGAAAUCUGCAAGGUCUUUGCCGACAUCAUGGGCCUGCCGAUCGAUGGCGUCGUGCCCGACAAAGAUGGCGGCAAGCCCGGCCCCGAUGGCACGCUCAGACCCUACGAUACUCAUCUCGACACGAGCGACCUGAAGAAGCUGGGCAUUGAUGUUGCCACUGUGGACUUUGUCGCGUGGUGGCGGAGAAGGAUGGGGGCAUUUCGACAUUGA
This is a messenger RNA of Capronia epimyces CBS 606.96, 948 nucleotides long. Its product is annotated as dTDP-4-dehydrorhamnose reductase. The transcript is spliced from 3 exons. NCBI's taxonomy places the organism in Eukaryota, Fungi, Ascomycota, Eurotiomycetes, Chaetothyriales, Herpotrichiellaceae. The coding region runs from base 1 to 948 and encodes 315 amino acids. Gene Ontology annotation, biological process: S-adenosylmethionine biosynthetic process. Gene Ontology annotation, cellular component: methionine adenosyltransferase complex. Gene Ontology annotation, molecular function: methionine adenosyltransferase regulator activity. The record is from RefSeq and is a predicted model, not a curated record.